Molecule: messenger RNA, 450 nt
Organism: Coccomyxa subellipsoidea C-169
Lineage: Eukaryota; Viridiplantae; Chlorophyta; Trebouxiophyceae; Coccomyxaceae
Exons: 3
Coding region: 1-450 (149 amino acids)
Source: RefSeq, a predicted model, not a curated record
AUGAGGUCCCACGAGAGGCCCUCUAGCAACCCGGCGGAGGAGGUGCGGCAGAGGGAGAACAAUGCGGAGGUGGCGGAUCGGGACAGGCGCUCGGCGGAGCUUCGCGCGCAGCUGGAGAACGACGCGGCCAUCCUCAGGCGCGCCCAGAAAGCCGUCGAUGCCGAACGCGCCGCCCAAAAGGAGCGCGCGAAGGAGCUGGCGGCGCACGAGGAGCAGCUGGAGGAGUGGAAGAAGCGGUUCAAGGCGGAGGCGCUACGGCAGAUAGGGGAGCGCGAGCGCGCACUGGCCGACUGGCAGGCGCAGCUCGACGCCAAGCGCGCCGACCUCGAAGACCUGAAGAAGAACAUGGAGGCGCGGCCCCACUCCUCUCAGCAGCCACUAAAAUUGCAGAUUUGGAAGCAUCGCACGAUUCGACACCCAGAAAGCUUUAUCUCUGAACGGACACAUUAG